AUGGCGGCGGCAGAGGGCAGCAAGGAGGAGACGGGGAGGAGGAAGGCAGAGCGGGUGGCGCUGCCGGCGGGCAUGCUACUGGUGCAGGUGUUGACGGUGGUGACGAUGCUGUUGUCCAAGGCGGCGCUCAACGGCGGAAUGCAACCCCUGGUCCACCUCGUCUACCGCAACCUCGUCGCUGCCGCCGCCGUUGCCCCCCUUGCCGUCGUCUUUGAGAGGGAAAUACUGAAGAAAGUGAACAUGGUUGUUUUGGGCUGGAUCUUCAUCAACGCUACUUUCGGAGUUUUGCUGGCGACGGGGUUGUACUACUGCGCCCUACGGGCCACCAGCGCCGCCUAUACCGUCAACUUCUUCAACCUCAUCCCCGUUGUCACCUUCCUCAUUGCAGUGGCGCUCCAGGCCGAGCGCAUCUCCCUCGGCACCUGGCCCGGCAGGAUGAAGCUGCUCGCCGCGGUAGUGGGCGUUGCCGGCACCAUGGUCGUCAGCCUCUGCAAGGGCCCUCUUCUCCCAAUUUCGCACCUCCGGCCGUCCUAUGCCCACGCCCACGCCAGCCCGCCGGCACCGGCGUCGGUGAUCCAUGGCGGCCACGACAUGGCCGUCGGCACGCUCUUCAUGUGUGGGAGCUGCGUGAGCUACGCGCUCUGGUUCGUGGUGCAGGCCAGGGUUGCCAAGGUGUUCCCGUCGCGAUACUGGUCCACCACGCUCACAUGCGCUGCGGGCAGCCUGCAGUCUGCCGCGGCCGCCGGGGUGGCGGCCGUCCUAGCACCCCGCGAGGGCUGGGCGGCAGAGUGGAGGCUGAGGUGGGACCUGCGCCUGGCCACGGUGGUGUACUCCGGGGUCUUCAACACGGGCGUCACGUUCGUGCUCGUGUCGUGGGCGGUGGCGCGCCGCGGGCCCGUGUACCCGCCCAUGUUCAACUCCCUGUCGCUCGUUGCCACGACUGUGGUUGACGCCGGCAUGCUCGGCACCGACAUCUACCUCGGCGGUGUUCUCGGGGCGGGCCUCGUCGUCAUGGGGCUCUACGCGUUCCUCUGGGGCAAGGGUAAGGAGCUCGCUGCCGCCAAGGCGGACAACGGCGAGCAGAAGCUGCAGCGUGUACACGCCGAUGAUGGCAUUGCCUAG
Triticum turgidum subsp. durum (durum wheat) is the source of this 1122-nucleotide messenger RNA. The record is from the annotation of a GenBank genome assembly. Lineage: Eukaryota; Viridiplantae; Streptophyta; Magnoliopsida; Poales; Poaceae.